GGGCGCUAGGACCACGCGGAGGAGCCGUUAGCUGUGGCGCACUCAGAGCCGUUGGUGCCCCUCGCUCGCUCACACCGGGAGACAACAGCUGAGCGGCAGCUUGACGCGGGCUCGGUGCGGCGCCGCGCGUGUCACACUUCUCUGGCGUUUCCCUUCUAGCGGCGAUGAGGUUCCGAUGACGUGACGAUGGCCACGCCACCGGGGACGGAAGACGGGAUGUUGACUUCGCCCACCGCACUCCGGGGUUCGAACGCCGGGGACGCGGGCAUGGACUGCGGCGACGGAGCCGACGGGAUCUCCCUGGAAGAGAUCCUGUCGCUGUACAGCCAGCCGAUAAACGAGGAGCAGGCGUGGGCCGUGUGCUACCAGUGCUGCCGGACGCUGUCGCAGAAGCAUCGGAGGAGAAGCUCCAGGUCGUCGGGCGCCGCCGCGCUCCACCGCCCGAGGAGGAUCGAGGGACCCGGGGACGUGAGGAUCGGGAGGGACGGGACCGUCGGCCUGCACGCUGGAGACGACGCAGAUAAAUAUGGAUCAUCCCCCACAUUAUUGGAGGUUAUCGACUCGUUGGGCGUGAUGAUCUACAAAGCUCUCGACUAUGGCCUCAAAGAAAAUGAGGAGCGAGAACUCAGCCCUCCUUUGGAGCGCUUGAUCGACAUGAUGACCAACCCUGAAAAAACUGAGAGUGACCCCUGUCCCGAUGAGGGCUACGAGGCCACAGAGGAGGAGGAUGAGGGUGAGGAGGAGGAAGAGGAGGAGGAGACGGUCUCUGCCGUCACUACCGGCCCAGUUACCGGCAUCCGCAGCUACCAGGACAUCAUCACACUGUGUUCUUCCCACCUGCCCAGCCCCUCAGAUGCCCCCAGCCAUUACCAGGCAGUGUGUCGAGCGCUUUAUGCCGAAACCAGGGAGUUGCAAACCUUUCUGGAUAAGAUCAAGAGUGCCAAGGAGAACCUUCGAAAAAUGGAAGGUGAGACUCGGGAGGAACCUGUUAAAGACCUCAAUGAACUGCAAAAUGCAGAUUGGGCCCGGUUCUGGGUGCAGGUGAUGCGAGAUCUACGUAAUGGCGUAAAGUUGAAGAAGGUUCAGGAACGUCAGUACAACCCUCUGCCCACUGAAUAUCAGCUGACCCCUUAUGAAAUGCUGAUGGAUGACAUCCGUUCGAAACGUUACAAGCUGCGAAAGGUCAUGGUUAAUGGAGACAUUCCCCCAAGGUUAAAGAAGAGCGCCCAUGAAAUCAUCCUUGAAUUCAUCAGGUCCCGGCCUCCUCUCAACCCUGUCUCUGCCCGUAAGCUGAAGCCCCAUCCUCCACGACCCAGGAGUCUCCAUGAGCGGCUGCUGGAGGACAUCAAAGCUGAACGGAAGCUCAGGCCUGUAUCGCCGGACAUGAUCCGCAGAAGCCGUCUAGUCAUGCGGCCUCUUAGCAUGUCUCACAGUUUUGACUCAUCAGGUGCAGGGAAAAGCAUCAGCACUCCUCAGGACUUAUUUCGUAGCUCAGACACUCCUGAUGCACGCAGGAAGUUGGCGGUCAGCACGCAGUCUCUGGCCAGUGGAGCGGUGGGGUCCAGUCAGGGUGUUCAGCCGCUCAGCCAAAGGAAAAGGCUGCUCAGAGCACCCACGCUGGCCGAGCUAGACAGCUCCGAGUCCGAUGAGGAGCCCUCACUGAGCAGCUCCAGCAUGUCCACGUCUUUGCUGGAGGACACUUCUCCCGAGUCUGUUAUCGGGAAGAAGGCUCAGCCAAAGUUCUUGCCUGUUCCUGCUGCUCCACGGCCUGAAAGGCAGCAGCCUCCACAUAGGAGGCACUCUGUGGAGAAGGACUCCCCCACCAGUGUCCGCCCCUUUGCACCACCAUCCAGACAGAGCUCCAAGUCUUUGGUGGAGGCGGCCAGCGGUGCUCAGGGCACGGAGGAGUUCUGCUACCCAGUGGAGUGUCUGGCUCUGACGGUGGAGGAAGUGAUGCACAUCAGGCAGGUUCUGGUCAAGGCCGAGCUGGAGAAGUUUCAACAGUGGAAAGACAUUUACAACGCUCUCAAGAAAGGAAAGCUCUGCUUUUCAUGUCGAUCCAAAAAAUUCUCCCUCUUCACCUGGUCGUAUACUUGUCAGUUCUGCAAAAGACCUGUGUGUUCACAGUGCACCAGAAAGAUGCGGCUGCCAUCUAAGCCCUAUUCCACUUUGCCCAUUUACUCUUUGGGCCCCAGUGCUAUGGCUAAAGAAGAGGCGGCGUCUGCACCUGCUGAGGCAGAAAAGAACCCGUUUGGGUCUGGACCCAGCCGGCACAGCCUGCGCAGGAGUGUCUCCAGGUUGUCCAGACACAGCAGUACGAGCUACAAAGACGGGCACUCGGAGGCCGAACCGGAGCUGCCCAGGGAGCUGACGGAGGACUGGGUGACCAUGGAGGUCUGCGUGGAUUGCAAGAAAUUCAUCACGGAGAUCAUCUCCUCAAGCAAACGCAGCCUGUGCGUGGCCACGAAGCGCGCCCGCCUCAACCGCAAAACCCAGUCCUUCUACAUGUCGUCAUCGAGCUCGGUGAACUUCAGGCCGUCAGAGCGCACCCUCAAUGAGGUGUAGGAGCAGGAUCCUGUGCACUUCUGUUCACACAGAGCUUAUUAGUGUAAUAAAAAAUCCCUCUUGGUCUAUUUUUGACAUGAACAGGGUCAUUGCAGUAUAAAUACUUUUUUUUGUGACAAUGACGUCCUCUUCCCUUUUUAGAGUUUAAGGUUCUACCUUACCCCACUCAGGAAAGGUUGGCAUGCUUCAGUGACACUUCAGCGCCUGGUGGCUUGGCUUGAGCCACUGAUGUCACUUUUCUGAAGAAGAAUGUACAGAAGAAUGUAUGUUCUUCUGUACAAGAGCAGAUCCUGAAGCAGGUCAGAUGUUACAGAGACCCAGCCCCAAUCCUAGCUAUCGAUACGCUUUCCAGCUCCCGUUUACGUCUAGCACUCAGGAAGAGCAGCCGAUUGUCUUUUUGACAGAAAUGCACUGUAGGUCCUCCUGUCAGGUCUGCUGGGGCAGAUCUCUGCCAGGCCCCUGCCCUCGAUUAUUCUUCCAGCGACAAAUUAUGCCAAAUGUUGAAUUUUUUUAGCAGUUCUAAUAUAUUAACCAUCAUCUCAAGUUGUUGAUGGUCGCAUCAAAGAGUGAGAACAGCCAGUUUAUUUUUCUGGGCGGGUUUUAGCUUUUAGUACAUAUAUAUAUUAAAUGUAUUUUCAAUUCUGUGCCUGGUGCCAAAAUGUAAUUUCUUUAAUGCCUUUGUAAUUAUGGACCUAUUGUACAUAUGUGACAUAAACUUGGUAGGGCACGUUUUGGGGUAAUCCACAGCUUGGUGUCUUGCCCUUUUAUGUUCUAAGGUGGGCAACAUGAGCACAGUUCUGGGUUUCUGAAUGUGUAUAUGUUAAUUGUUCUAAUAUAAAUUUAAUAUAAAACACUUAAAGUGUAAAAAAACAAACUUUUUCUUUUGCCUCUGGAGUUUCUUUAUUUGAAAUUCUUCUUUUUAAACCUUACUGGUGUUGUUAUUUGUGUCAAUAUGUAAUUUUCAGAUUUUAUUUCAGUUGUAUAGUUUAUUUAAUCCUCAGUGUUAAGCUACUCUAAAAUGCAGAAAGCACUUUUUUGGACCAAUUUACCAUUAGGGUUUGUCUUAAUAAUUAUUGUUCUCAGUUUUUUUUACAGUCUGGGGGCCCAUGGGGCCAUUUCCCAGCAUUCCCCCCAUAAAGGAAACCUGUUAUUUGAACACUAAGAAUGAUGGCUGAUGAAGCCUCUCCACUCAACUGAAUGUAGUUGUGUUUUUAGGUGUGUAACUGUCAACAAAUACACUAUGAACAUUUGGUUUGAACAUUUGAUCACUCAAACAUCUGUUCAUAGCGUGUUUGCUGACGGUUGUCACCACAGGAGCACAGAGCCUGCAAACGAAUUAUCUCCUGCUCAAAGGCAGUAGUACAUCUGACCACAUUUACUUUAGACCUGUCAGGAAUGUGUGCAUGCUGUACUGUGAUCUGUUUUUAUCCGAGAAACAAUAAAAUCAAGAUUCUUA
This is a messenger RNA of Betta splendens (Siamese fighting fish), 4021 nucleotides long. It is a transcript of the gene spire1a, whose product is annotated as spire-type actin nucleation factor 1a. Gene Ontology annotation, molecular function: actin binding. The coding region runs from base 187 to 2565 and encodes 792 amino acids. Gene Ontology annotation, cellular component: cytoplasmic vesicle membrane; cell cortex. The transcript has 19 exons. The record is from RefSeq and is a predicted model, not a curated record. Gene Ontology annotation, biological process: actin filament polymerization; actin nucleation; intracellular transport. NCBI's taxonomy places the organism in Eukaryota, Metazoa, Chordata, Actinopteri, Anabantiformes, Osphronemidae.